Molecule: messenger RNA, 1676 nt
Organism: Zootoca vivipara (common lizard)
Lineage: Eukaryota; Metazoa; Chordata; Lepidosauria; Squamata; Lacertidae
Gene: TIMM17B
Product: translocase of inner mitochondrial membrane 17B
Biological process (GO): protein import into mitochondrial matrix
Cellular component (GO): TIM23 mitochondrial import inner membrane translocase complex
Molecular function (GO): transmembrane protein transporter activity
Source: RefSeq, a predicted model, not a curated record
GUUGUCUUCCUCCCCUGUCACGUGAUCUGCGGAGCCUGCGGCCGGGAGCCAUGGAGGAAUAUGCCCGGGAGCCCUGCCCCUGGCGAAUUGUAGAUGACUGUGGUGGUGCCUUCACCAUGGGGAUGAUUGGGGGAGGUGUCUUCCAGGCUGUCAAAGGCUUCCGCAAUGCUCCAGUGGGCGUCAGGCAUCGGUUCAAAGGCAGUAUUAACGCUAUCAGAGUCAGAGCACCACAGAUUGGAGGCAGCUUUGCAGUGUGGGGCGGGCUCUUCUCCACCAUUGACUGCGGCCUGGUGAAGAUGCGGGGCAAGGAGGAUCCCUGGAACUCCAUCACAAGCGGGGCACUCACGGGAGCUGUUCUAGCAUCACGCAGUGGGCCCUUGGCCAUGGUCGGCUCGGCUAUGAUGGGAGGAAUCUUGCUUGCCCUGAUAGAAGGCGUUGGGAUUUUGCUGACGAGAUACACGGCCCAGCAGUUCCAGAACCCCAACCCCUUUGGUGAAGAUCCCAGCCAGCUGCCUCCAAAGGAUGGCUCACCGCCCCCAGGGUAUCCAGGCUAUGGACAUUAUCAAUGAAACUGUUUGGGUCCAAGGAGAUGUCUAUUUUUGUAGGACUGGAGCAGGAAUUUCCCCAUUGAAGUUACUCAAGACGUUCACCACAAACCCCAGCAUUCAAGGGAUGCCAUUCCAAGAGUUUUCUUUGGGAAGGAGGGAGGAAGGGAAAGGGGUCAGGGGGCUUAAGCGAUAUUUGAACCAUGUAAUAUCUACCUCUCUGGCGGGCUUUUGCGUUGAUGGCAUGAUGAGCCCCGGGAAUCCUUCCAUGUGUGCUGGGGGAGGCGGAGCCUGUGCUGGGUGAUCGGCUAACACAAAUCCUAAGAUGGCGUUUCUUAGCUCUGUAGCUUCUGGAUGUGUCUAAACAAUUAAAUGGUCAUGGCGAAGGACUUUAGAAAGGCUGUCUCUCCCUGGCUUUUGAGUGGUUGGGCUUCUCCUGCUUUCUCCGUAGUCGGAGAGCCCGUCCCAGGUUAGCUUGCAAAAAAUCUGUCUGCAGAGCAGUGUGUGCCUUGUUCUACCGGGUAUUGCGUGCAGUUAACGGGGUGUGAUUGUAGCAAGGAAAAGCUGUGCCAAUGUAUCAGGAGCCACGGCACCAUGCCCCCGAAAUAAGACUCCCAUCAGGGGCUCCGUUAAUCCCUCUGUUUUUGCUGCCUACUUGAGGCUGCAGAAACAGUGGGGUUGUCAAAAGGCAUAGCAGGAAUACCAUGGUUGGUGGACCGCAUUCAGCUUAGUGGAUCAGUUGUGCUGGCCUGCCCUGGAGCCAAGUUUUACCCCCAAUAAUGUGACGCACCAGCCUCCAGCAUCUUUAACGUUCCGAACGAAGAUAAAGAGGGUUGCAGAGCUUCUGCUCUGCCUGCAGUUUUCACCCAGCAUAAAGAAACAACCCUUUAGUUGCGGAGUGCAGAAGGAUUUGAGGCUCUGCUGGGAUCCAGGUUGACAUAGUCCUCCACAUCUGAGCCAAACAUUUCUGAUCCUUGAAAAUGAAUGGUGAUUGCCGUUUUAUAUGUUUUUAAUGCUGGGUCCAUGCACUUCCAUUUUUAUACAAAAGCCUACUAACAUGUUGGGGAAAAAAACCCCUAUUAUAUAUCAGUGAUUUGCUAUGAUGCUCAUUAAAAGUGAGUGCAAACCAUA